Messenger RNA from Daldinia vernicosa, 2815 nucleotides. RefSeq names its product F-box domain-containing protein. Bases 631 to 2355 code for a protein of 574 amino acids. Gene Ontology annotation, molecular function: protein binding. The record is from RefSeq and is a predicted model, not a curated record. Lineage: Eukaryota; Fungi; Ascomycota; Sordariomycetes; Xylariales; Hypoxylaceae. The transcript has 3 exons.
CUUUACUUCAUUAUCCCCCAAUAAGCCGACCCCGUUCCGAUUCCUUCGAUCAAUUCUGAACAACUCCCAGAGAAACUUGGAUAUACAUAUAGACAGCACAUAACCGGUAUUGAUAAACCAUUGGAAUCCCUCUUCCGAGCUUUUCCACCCUCCACAUAACAUCUUGGUAUUGUGCCUUGCCAGCCAAGCCUAUCAAUUAAUUCGAUGAUUCUACCAAUUCCAAACUCUACUAUUAUCCGUCGCCGUGGAACCACGUCCACUUCACAUGUGAACAGAUGAGUUGUUUCAUCUACGUCGGGCUUAAAUCUGCAAAAUAAUUGACCUACCGUCAUUAUGAUAACGAGAUAUCUCCUUCCUUAUUCUUAAUCUUUAGACAGCGCCCUACGCUCGUCACCUUUGCGCGACCAGGAGUCAGCAUCGCCGGUAUAAACGAGAAAAAGGCUGUAGUAAAAUUGGUGUGUCUAAAAUUAUUCACGAUCCGGAUCUCGUUAAAUCUUCUCUCUUCACGACCGACUCUGGGUUUUCAACCCCUCAGCUCUCCACCACGUGGCGAUCAUCCUUGUCAAUUGGAUCCUUCGAACCCCCGACUUGUCAUCUGUACGCUUAGGUCCCGCAGCGGGAGUCGUCAAAAUGUCCGACGAAGGACGUGAGCGUAUCUGGCACCCAAGGCCCGCGACCACUUCGUCCGAUGAGGCUAGCUCUAGCAAUGUCACGGCACCGGACAACGAGCCGUCAGGGUCGACCUCGACUUAUACGGUGAAUAUACAUAAUCCCGCUGUCACGUACGGAGGAUUAAACCCCGAAAUUGAAGAGCAUGUCCUCAUUGUUAAGGCUGUUCCCGAUCAUGAUUUGCGGUACGAUACUGCGGAUCGCCGUAAGAUGCUCGGUUUCGAUUUAGACGAGGACCUUGACGUUCCUCUACAGCGACGUAGUACAAGCGUGGCAAGCCGAGACCCAAGCCCAGCCUUUUCGUCUUCGAGCGGCGAUUCCGAUAUAAGCCCUAUCCUCAAUCUUCCCUCCGAAUUAAUCGAUGCGAUAUUUUCCUGGCUUGCUCCUCUAGAGCUCGCCACCGUCUCCCUCGUCUGCCAUGCGCUGCGAAACCAUGCAAACUCCGAUACACAGUGGAGGCGGCACGUACUAUCGAACCUUCCAGGAAAUCGUAUUACUUCCCCGUAUCCCUGUCAAAGCUGGCGCGAGCUCUAUAUAUCACACGACCCCUACUGGUUUUUGACGAAACACAAGCUAUGGUUUUGCGAUCACGAGUUGACCGGCCAAAUAAUUAUCGUCCGUUACGAUGAACGGCGAGGCUGUAUUGAAGGCUAUCAGAUGCUCGCUACGCGUAAUCGAGAUGGUAGCGAGCCAUGGGGUGCCGACCAGGCAGUCCACAUUCACUAUUUCGAACCUACCGUAAAGUUACACCUCGACAAGCCCGUAUUGCAACUAGAUGUGGAUAGCUUCGAGAAUAUAGCUCGUGGAAAGUCUCCGUCUCUAUCCUUUCGACAUUUCUUCUCGGAGCAGCCAAUGCGUAUUAAUAGUGGGACGGACCCUCGAUUUAGCAACUUUCUUCUUGCAAAGCCUCUUACCAAGUCCGCCCUAGUUGGCCGUAUGACAAGCGACUUUCCGUAUGGUUAUGUCUGGCCCCCACCCGCGAUUCCAGCACGCCAUCGUGUGACAGGUCAACCGACCGGUGUGCAUCCGCUUGCGACAUCCCUAAGUUAUACGAGGUCGACGUCAUCAAUGUGGCAGCCGCGCAACCGGUCAGAAGCGUCUGAUCGAACGUUUCGCAUUAGGCGAUGGAUGGAGAUGGCAACUCUUGGUGUGCAUGCUGCCGAAGAACUAGUAACUUACUCAACUCUUGACUCCGCCCUAUAUACUCCGACGGCUGAAAAACCCUGGAGGGGGAUAUGGGUUGGCGACUUUAGCGGGCACGGUUGCGAGUUUCUAUUAAUCAACCAGCCUGACGACGACAGCCAGCAAGAACCCUUGGAGCGGCUCCAGGACGAGACAGAGUCGGAGUUUGAACAACGUUUUCUUCACGAACGUGUCUAUCGCGGUCGGCUAGAAGGGGUCAAGCUAACAGGCGACGUUAAUGUACCGAGAGGAGAGUAUACUUUUGUUGCUGAUGAUCUAAGCGACAAUGGAUUGUUGGGUACGGCUAAAGAGCCGCCGUUCGAAGGCGCCCGAGUUGUAAAAAGCCGAGGUCACAUUGCUCAUAUGGGAUUUUCUAACGAUCGAUACAUUGAGUCACAGCUCCUCUUACUCUCGUAUAAUCGCCUGGCUCAGUAUUGGGUUGGCUUCGGCCACAUUAGCUUCUUCGAAAGAGUUGACAUCGAUCAAUUCCUCGUGCCCAAGUGAUAUCGCCAUUAUUAUAAGCGUAUAUAUUAUUUUAUCAAGUACAAUGUAUCUUCGGAACUCAUCGUGUGUUUUCUCCUAACCAACGUUGGUCCUCGCUCUCUGUCAUCCGAACCCUUAUCCGUGAUAACUUAAAUUCCGGUUCGUCUAAUUGCGCCGAGGGCAUCUAAGUUAGAGAUAUAUGGUUGACUUAGCGCGCAUCUUAGUCUCACCUCCCUUUUGUGCCCCUUCACUGGAGAAUACCAUUGUGAUGAAAUCUAUGGAACCCAGGAUAUCUAUUCAUUCCAAAGUUUUAAAAGGUGUUAACUAUACGUCAAAGUACAAAGGCUAGAUUAAUACACACUUAAAAACUAAAAUGUAACAUACCCGUAUAUCCGAGAUGAUUCCUUGAGCGUAGCGGAGUGGAUGCCGUAUUAUUGAUAGGUAAGUAUAAGAGGUACCUAUGGAUUUAUAUUUAAACCCG